AUGGUCAUUGCCCUAAAACGCUUAGAAGUUCCCCCCUUCCCUUUUCACACAAUCUCCUACAACUUUAUCACAGGAUUCCCCAAGUUGCAAGGAUUUGAUACAAUUCUGGUGGUCAUAGAUUCCUUUUCUAAAUUUGGCCACUUCAUCCCAACAACCAAGAAAUUGUCAGCCAAAGGUCUAGCAGAGUUGUUCAUUUCACACGUCUGGAAACUACAUGGAUUGCCAGUAAAGACAAUUUUGGAUAGAGGGACCACAUUCACAGGAAAAUUCCUCAGGGCACUGUACCAAUGCCUUGGGAUCAAACCAGCCUUUUCAUUGGCCUACCAUCCAGAGUCCAACAGACAAACAGAAAGGGUCAAUCAAUUCAUUGAGUUCUACCUUAGGUCAUAUGUGGCAGCAGAUCAUUUGGACUGGUCCACUUGGCUACCACUAGCAGAAUAUGUGUACAAUAACGCCAAGCAUGCUGCCACAGGGAAGACUCCAUUUGAACUGGUCUACGGAAGGAACCCAGUCAUGAACCCAUCCAAUGUCCUGGCAAAUGUCCCAGAAACCAACCACGUGGCCAAUACUCUUGCCAGUGAAUGGAAGGAAGCAGAAUCUGCCCUAAGGAUGACAAAGGAAAGGAUGGCAGGAAUCAAAGGCAUAAUCCUAGAGUAUUCUAUUGGAGAAAAAGUAUGGCUAGACGCAAAAAAUGUUGAGAUUUGUUUGAACUCCUACAAACUAGACCCCAAAUGCCUAGGACCUUUCAAAAUUACCAAGAAAAUCUCCAGCCAUGCAUAUGGCCUAGAACUCCCUGACACCCUGAAGAUCCACAAUGUUUUCUAUGUGGGAUUAGGAGAAGAGGAAUACAAGGUAGAGCAAAUUAUUGACUCAAAAAGGCAACAAGGAGAAUGGUUCUACCUGAUCAAAUGGAAGGGUUACAGCCCAGAGGACAAUUCCUGGGAACCAGAAGAACUACUGGAACACAGCCAAGACAAGAUAAAGCACUUCAAUCAGGCUAGACUCAGAAAGGCUUGUGACGCUGCCAAGAGCCUUUAA
Rhizoctonia solani is the source of this 1038-nucleotide messenger RNA. Its product is annotated as Retrotransposable element Tf2 protein. The transcript is spliced from 3 exons. Gene Ontology annotation, biological process: DNA integration. Gene Ontology annotation, molecular function: nucleic acid binding. The record is from RefSeq and is a predicted model, not a curated record. The coding region runs from base 1 to 1038 and encodes 345 amino acids. NCBI's taxonomy places the organism in Eukaryota, Fungi, Basidiomycota, Agaricomycetes, Cantharellales, Ceratobasidiaceae.